AUGGAAUCGGUCCUCUCCUAUGCCUGUGCAGUUGGCUUUCUGCGUGUCAAUCACCACGCUGAGAAAAGAGGUUCGCAGGCUUCCCCAGACUGCCCGAGAGAUCAGUGCACAUGGAAACGGAUGAGAGGCCCUGCUCCUGAGACCCGGGGCUGGGAAGAAACGGCGAGCCAGAGCCUGCGGCCCCAACACCACCCCCUCUGCUCCCCCAUCCAUAAAACGGGAGCAGCCUGGCUCGCUCCCUCGCUCCCAGCGUGGGCUGAGGGAAGAGUCGGGCCUCGAUCCUACACUGGGCAACCAAUCCGACCCCCUUGUUUUACAGCUCCAGGAGGAGGAAAAGCGGAGGUGCCAGGAACAGCUGCGAAGGAAGAAGAGGAGCGUCUGUGGAAGGUGGCUGAGGCCCGGAGAAUCAUGGAGCAGGAGAAGCAGCAGCUGGCCCUUGAGAGGGAGCCCGAGAAGCUGCAGGAAAAGUGGGAGCUGCAAGAGAAGAAGAGAUUACUGUGGGAACUGGAGAAGAGGAAGAAGGAGGAGUGUCACCGUCAACAGCAAGAGCCAAAGAAGCUGCAGGAGGAGCAGGAGAAGGCCAAGGACGCUGCAGCUGCUGCCUGGAAUCUAGUUUGCAGCUCUUAUGAAAUGACCCCACAGGACCCUGCAGGAGGCCCCAAGAACAGCUAUGAUAACUAUGGCAUGGAUCUUCAUAGUGAUGACUCCACAGAUGAUGAGAACCAGCCCCGAAAGCCUACUCCUGCUUGGGCCAGCGGGUCCCAGCUCAGCCAGGCCAUCAUCCGUCAGUACUACAUGUCUCCUGACAUCGACCAGCUCUUUGGGACCAUCCCCAGUCCAAGCCUGGAGGACAUAUUCGACAAGAGUGAACUGCAUUAGCACAGGCGCACCGGCUCGGUUGACUGGCAUUCCCCGCUGCUGCCGGGGCCCAGCUACUUGUAGGCAUGUCCUAUGGCCUGAAGAAGCCGUGAGGAGGGUUGGCAAGGUCCCUCGUGGCUCUCACAUGAAUUCAGAAUGACUGUGCAUGUGUUUAAGAAUUGAAGUUGUUUUAGUGUAGGCAAACACAAAGGCGAGUUUGGAGCCAAAGGCCUUUCUAGAGCUGCAGUGGGAGCCAGGCCUGGGGGCAGCAUAGACCGAGACCCCAAGAAGCUGCGAGCGAGCUUGAGGGCCAGCAGCGCUUGAAGCACCCACACAAUGAGCUGGCAGCCCCCCCUACCUAUAUAUAAGUGC
Phascolarctos cinereus (koala) is the source of this 1230-nucleotide messenger RNA. Its product is annotated as inner centromere protein-like. Gene Ontology annotation, biological process: meiotic spindle midzone assembly; mitotic cytokinesis; metaphase chromosome alignment. The record is from RefSeq and is a predicted model, not a curated record. Lineage: Eukaryota; Metazoa; Chordata; Mammalia; Diprotodontia; Phascolarctidae. Gene Ontology annotation, cellular component: kinetochore; nucleus; midbody.